This is a messenger RNA of Heterobilharzia americana, 7235 nucleotides long. The record is from the annotation of a GenBank genome assembly. Lineage: Eukaryota; Metazoa; Platyhelminthes; Trematoda; Strigeidida; Schistosomatidae.
GGCGCGUUAAUCUCUCUUUGCGUUCUGGAAGAUGUUUGAUGUAACGGUUAAGACUCUUGAUGGUAGAGACUCGUUAUUUCAUAUAGAAAAUGAGAACAUGACUGUGGAAAGUUUCAAGAGCAACAUUGAGGAAAAAUUGAAUAUUGCAGCAGACCAGCAACGCUUGAUUUUUCAAGGAAGGGUUUUGAACAAUGAACAAACCUUAGCGGAAUGUGGUGUACAGGGGAAAGUAGUACAUUUAGUUGCCAGGCCUCCUCCGAGUACUAGAGAACAACAACCUUCUGAUGCUCCAGCAAUUGAUUCAACUGUCAACAUGAGUGGUUCGAGUUUGGGUGGAUUCACUUUUGGAGGUAUAAGCAUGCAACAGGCGAUACAAGACAUCACUUCUGGUAUACUGAAUGGUGUAAGCGAACUGAGUAGAUCUGCCAACAUACCUCUCUCUAGUGAUGCAGACCUCGUGGGUGAUGCUCCGGACGAACAUUCUGUGAUAUCUAUGCGGGAAAAUACUUUCAACAAAUUACAUCGUCAAGCCACUCGUCUGACACAAAAAAUAGCUCAGAUAUCUUCAUCUAAGGGUUCAUGUAAUUCUCAUAACCGCAAUGGAGGACCAGUGGAUUCAGAUUCAACUCCUUCCACGUCUAACUGCACCGAUCUGCCUGCUAUCCAGAAAAAUACAGACUCUUGUAAUGAAACAAAAGACCCAUGCAAACAGAAAGGAUCAUCACCUAUGAUGGUGGACACUGAGGAAAAUGAUAAACUUUUAUCAGAAGAGAACGAAAAUCGUGAUAACGACGCCAAUAAACCAAAGACUGAGCAAGGAAAUAUCGCAACAACUGAAGGUGAUUCCUCAAAUCCUACAUCUCAACAUUCUUUGGCUCUAUUAGCAGACAUGCUAAGUAGAUAUCGCCAACUAUGGCAUUCAAUAGAACCUUACUUAGAUCAGUGGGGAAAAAUGUUGAUUGAUGAAGGCAAAACUGAAGUGAGUGGAUUUGAAGACUAUUCUGCUGCUGAAGAUCACUGCAUUCUCAAAAAUGAUGCGGACAAGUCAACACCGGAAAAUAUUCAAGCUGGGUGUAGUUCAGACCAGGCAGUGUCGAAAUGGCAUCCACGGCUAUUUUCUCAAAUAAGCCGUCUUUUGCACUUGAAUGCGCAUAUGCUUCACUUGAUAUCAGAUUUCUAUGUAAUAACUGUAACGGAACCUCAUGCACAACAAAUCGUCAGUAACACUUCAGCUUCUCAGCCAGUUAGCUCUGAACUUAAAUCAUCAACCGAUGAAUCUCAGAAAUGUGAUGGUGACGAGAUUAAUCUAACGGACUCCACAACUCAUAUCACACAGACAGAAACAAGGCCUACUGCACGAUAUUCCCGUGUUUUGACUGUUCCUGAGACUGAUACGCGCAGAAUACGUGCGCAAAUCAGCGUAGAACCACCUGAUCUUACUAUUUUGGCAACCGCUGCGGAUGAACAAAGAACGCGUGCAGUUAGGACUGAACAUCCUACAAACAACUCUCUCUCCUCUACACGCAUUCGAAGUCGAUCAGCGUCGAACGUAAAUCGUAUUAAUAAUCGUCAGGCUGAAGGUGCUCCUGCUGUCACAAGUUCUUUAGGCACACCUAAUUCUGCAGUGACAACUACUUCUCUGGGUAAUGGACGUACUGCUAUUAUUCAUCGAUUUGACAUUCCAAUAAUAUCUGUGAAUACAUUCAGUCUCCCAGCUGCCCCAUUUUUAACAUCACUUUCUUCUGGAAUUUCAACACACCCAUCUCCUGGUUCAACGUCAGUAUCUUCUACAGCGCGAACUGGAACUAAUACCACUAAUUCACUACCGUCUACUCAUACUAACGUUAAUACGGUUCCUCGCCCGUCGCUGCCUCCACUUUCGAUGAUUGAUUCAAUCGACCCAUUCCUAGCGUGCAACUCCAGACACUUUUCUCAUGAAGUUUCCACGAUGCGUGACUUACUUGGGCCGCCACCACCUCUUACACCAAUAUGUAACAUCACUGCUCCACGUAGUGUUAACACUGAACGACAUAAUCAUAUACGAACACCUUUUAAUCCUACUGGCCGUAACAAUCAUCCACAACCUACUUUAUCCCCUCAAGUCCCGUUAUCCUCCGAUGCAUCUAUGCCAACGAACAUACCAAGUAAUAAUCCAUCUAUAACAACUUCUGCAGCUACAGAAAACAGAACACCACCUGGAUUGUUCUCCCUCAGUUCAGGAAUUAAUUUGUCACAACAACUACUAUCUCUUGUUUCUGCUGCUACCAAUGCUGCUGUCUCAGCUGUAAAUAAUGAUACUCUCAAUUCUGGUUCGUCACCUUUCAGUUUAUUUGUUUCGUCAUCACCUAUACAAUUUAGUGUAAAUCCGUCAAAUCCGGUAAUGGCCACCACAACAACCACAUCUGCAACGUUAAAUACUACUUCUGGAAUUGCUAACCAGGAGAUCAAUUCACCUGCUCGAACAACUAUGACAAAUACAUCAACAACACCAGCUUCUUCAAGUACUGUUUCUCAAGUUAAACCGCUUUGGACAGCUAAUGAAAUCACUGAGUUACAACUUGAAGGGAUAUUUCAAAUUUUCAGUAUCCUCAUAGAUGGCCUCAUAAAAACAGUUUGGUCAAGAGUUUCUCAAUUAUCAUCUAAUUCCACUUCUGCGUGCAAAUAUAUCAAAGAUCAAAAUGUUUCCGUUAGCAGCCCAUCACGUACUCAAAAUGUAUCCAUUGGGUUGAUAAGUCAUAUUAUUACUGCUGUUCGUGACGAAAUAAAUGCUCAAUCUGAUAAUGAUAAUUGCGAUCAUUUCACUUCAUCAUCUCUAGAUGGUUUACGUGAACAUUUACAGCACUUACUGCUCUGUGCCAAUUCAGUCAUGGGGAGCAAUCAGUCGGAACUAGUCAAUGCUUUGGUCACCACUAUUUUCAGAGGUAGAUUAUCAGAUGUCUCUCACAGUGAAUAUUCUAUGUGGAUGCGAAACUUCGAUGACAACCCAUCUAAACUAGUGAUUGAUGUUACAGCAUCAUUUGCGAAAUUAUGUAGGUAUAUUAUUUCCUCUCAAUUGGAUUUGUGGAGAGCCAGUCCAACAAAUACUGGAUUCGGUAACACCCUCCUUAUGACCCUCAAAAUUGCUUGCACAGACCUUCUGUGUCUAGCUGACAUCUUGACAAGCCAUCUUACAUCUUCUUUGGGAGCUGAGCAAUUUAAUACAUCCAGAUGUUCAGAAGAAACUCGAACCCAGGUAUUUGGUAUCAAAGUGGGUUUUGAAACAUUGUUAGAUUAUUGCAAUUCAUUUUUGCAAGAACUCGAAGGUAAGAAAAACUUGACCUAUACCUUUUGUUUGAUGAGUUUCCUGUUUGCAUUGUAAACUGACAACUAGACGAUAGGUAGUUGUCGUUGCUUAAGGCUUAGAAAAUACUUCUCGUUCAAAAGAUCAUCAAAAGUUAAGUUCGAGGAGACAACAGUCCGAAACCUCAGUUAGUUUAGCUUAAAUGUACUCGAACAUGUUCUUCUUCCUGAAGUUUAUAAUGAAGUUUUAACUUGAAAAUAUAAUAGGCAGUGUCUUUGUGUUUGAAUCGUGGAUGGAACUUAUACAAAUGUGGGGGCUGCUGAAAUCUGUUCAAAAUCCUCAAUAUCUUCGUCCUUACUUAUACUAACCUUCCUGCUUUGUCUGCAUCACCACUUCAUCCUUUAAUGAUACUCUAUCGAACAAGAAAUAUAGGAGUAAAAGUUGGGCCCUAUGGUAGAUUGUAAUUCCAUUUUUGUAUAUUUAUUAGAAAUGCCACACAGUGAAUGGUACUGUUUCACUGUGUGACAUUUCUAAUAAACAGAUUAAAGUGGAAUCGAACAAGAAAGUUUUCUUUUGAAUGUGAUGUUUCAUCGACAUCGGUUUCUUUAAGCAUCAUUACGUGUUGUUCCAAUUGCUCGUUUUUUACGUCUUAAUAAUUUAGGAAGUGACUUUAUAUAUUCAUAACCGAUAGUCUCAAGUAACAUGAAUUAUUUGCAACCGUCUGUAUAGAUCUCAGUUGCUGCAAAUUCAAACUUUUCUUAGUGGUAAGGAUUGUACAGUAAGUCUUGGACGCAGUUUAAGUGAUUAAUAUAAUAAGCCAACGUGGGUGCGCAAUUGACUUACUUUCUUCGAUAUGUAAAUAUUAUAGUUGUAAGGCAAUCAGCUUGUCGAAAAUCCAGUUUUCAUUGCACUUAAGUGAUUUGAUCCAUCUCCUGUGUUACUCGUGCUCCACCUUCAGUUUAGGCAACUAGCCCUUGCAUGAUAAGCGUGGCUCAUAGUAAAGUACAUAAUGUUCUCUGCGGAGUCGAGUUGUAUUGUUGUGAAUAUUAUGCUGUUAUAUCACAAUGCAUGGUUUCGUAUAUGUUUUGUAGAUGAUGAAGGUUUUGACUUUGGUCAGAACUUUGUAACGGGACUUGAGAAUUGCAUUAGAGCGUACUGCGAUAUGGAUGAAGCCACGAUGCGCGCUAAGGUGGCACAUCAAAAGUCUGCAUAUAUGGAAUUCCGAAAACUACAGAUGCCUUCACCUAUGCUGGUCGAUCCGGUUAGUGGUUUCUACUUCCUGUUUUAAAUCUGAUUGUGAAAUUUCCUAUUAUCAGCAUGUUAACACUAUUAAUAAAACUUUUUUUCAGUGUAUCCAACGAAAAAUAAAAAUGGAUUUUCCAGGUCAUGUAAAUUUUAGUUGGACGGAUGGACACAGCACCACAGGAACAAAAUGAAUUGCUUUCCUUGUACUGUUGAUGUGAAAAAUAGUAUUUUUUGCUAGUAAAUUAUGGAUCUCUUAGAGGAGAAACAGUUUUCAACUAUAAGUCGAUUUUUACCUUAUCAUCCUCUUUCAUUAGCUUCACCUCCAAAUAUGUAGAACAUAAAUUACGAUUCACUUGGAAGGUUUGUAGUAAAGUCAUUGAUUUUCACAGAUUUUUCACGAAUGGUUGGUGCCGAUCUGGUUUCAAUCCCAAAUAUGAUCAUGAGUUCGCGCUACUGAGGACCCCUAAGGUAGGAUGAAACAACUAUCCACUGCUCCCAGGUUUUCGAUUUUCUGACCAAUGUCGAUCUGAGAUACGACUAGUGUUCCUCUCAAAAUGAUAGGAUGUACUUCGUUUUUUCAUUGGAAACAGUUUUCCAUAUACAUUAUUGUCAGCCCGCUUAGUAACAAAACGCUUUUAAAUUUCCUAAUCAUUUAUCAGCUUUCAUAGACAGUUGCUGUAGGUGACAUUAAUUUCCGAUACGUUCUAUUAGCUAAUCUGUAGACAAACAGGUAAGUAUAUAGUCAAGAAACAAGUUGCCAUUGUGACACGAACUUUUGUUGUUUUUUUUUCCAGUCAAACGGGGAAAUCCAGAGGGAUGCCUUUGAUGACGAAGACUUGCCAUUUUUAGAUGCAUAUUCCGAUUUGCCUUCCGAUGAAAUGAACCUUUCUACUUCUCUCAUGCAGCAACCUUCAAAGCAAAUCAGUGAAAUGCCAUCUGGUCGAGUACAAGCCAAGAUAUCUGCUUUGCCCGAUUGGACACCAAAGCCAGGGGAAUUACCGAGUUCUAGAAUGAGUGCACUUGAUCCUAAUCCAAAUUCUAUCCGGCCCACGGAUGAUUCAGGGGCUAUGAAUGAAGUAGAAGGUUGGCAUGCAGUAUUACCUCCGGCAUGGAUUCAUGUUGUGACUAGUGAUAUGUCGACUAUGUCUCGUAACCCAGGAGAUUCAGAUGAUCCUAAUCACUUCGGACGGUUUAGUGAUGGAUACAUAGCAGGCAUGCCCGCUAAAAGGCGGAAGGUAAUAAUGUUUUUAUGUUCAUUGCUACAUAUGGAUAAUAGCGCUUAUGUACUUUACACAGGAUGCAUCAAAUUCAUUAAAAAUAAUUGAUUCCCACUCGCAUAAUUCAUUGGAAUUUCAAUCUAUUAUCAUCUCUGUCUCAUCUGUGUUUUCAAAUGUCAAGUAGGUUAUGUUAUACUUUGAAGAUCGUCAGUCAAUUCACGUCACUUAAAUUACGACUCAGUCUCAACAUCUCCCAUACUGAUAAAUCCACAUCUCAUCGUUUUUUAAUACCAUAAAAAUAGAUAUCUUUGUGUGAGCACGGGCACGAAAAGUUUUGCUUGUUUCCCUGAAUUUGGACACUGUGUUGAAGCAAGAACUAGUAGGAAAAUAUACAAGUACUUAAAUCUAUGUAAAUGCCAGAGGAUAAAUUGACACCUCAUUCAGUCAAACCGCCAAAUGUUCAUUGGCGAGGUUAGGUUACUGAAAGAAAUUGGAUUUCAAAACUUACUCGGUCCUUUAGAUUUGAAUUCCGGCAUUACUUCUUCAAUAGGAUGGGAGUUGCUCAGCUAUGAAAGUAUAAUUUACUAUCUUGUAUAAUGUAGAAGUUUAAAUCAGUCCUAAUGACUUGAUCUUACCUAUGUAUAGGGAUUUACUACGGUUGACAUGAACAGGAUCGUCUUUUUAUGGUAGGCUUAAAAGCUAGUAACGUUUACUGUGACUAAUUAAUGUCGAUUGAAGAAAUAGUUUGCUAAGAAUUCAAUUGUCUAGUAAGAUAUUUCUAGCAUUACUAUUGAAACGCCUAGCCUUAUAAAAAACUUAGAUGCACUUUUGUUUCCUCUUUUCUUUGCUCCACGACCAGGUUAUGCAAGAUCACUCAAGAUCUUUACCUCAGUCACCUGAUCAAUUAUUCACGGAAUGUUUAUCCGACGCCAUUGUCAACGAUGAUGUUAACAAAGAACAAUCUACAGAAGAUACAAACUUAACGAAAUUGAAACAAUUACCAGCGGCGGAUAGAGAACUCAUUAACUCUCUUCGGGAUAUAGUAUCUGAUCGCAUAGCUGUGCGUUUGAUGAAUGAUCCAGAUUUCGAUGCAGCACAGUUUCCAUUGGCCACUCAAAAGUUUAUGAAGAAGGAUCCAAAAGCUUAAUCUUAAUAUAACUUGCUUGUGUAUGGAUGACUUUUGAAAAGGUCAGGUUAUAUGUUGCAUCUCAAUUAUUCGUUUGACUGAUUACUUAUAAAAUUUCAUGUAGUGUUUGCUUACUUUCUCUGAAAAGCCUGCAUCUGUUCUAUGCUGAAUGUUCAACAACUAUUUCACUUUGUAUCACUAAUUCCACACCUCAUUCCUUUUAAAAUAUCGAAAAUAUGAAUAGUGAGUUGAUUUCUAUCGUUUAUGAGGUUAUGGCUGAAUGUAUACAUAAAUCAGUUAUUUUCUUUAGUAGUUCUGUAUAUGUUUUUGGAGUUUAAAGUAUAAAAAAAGACAAGCUUUGGUACAC